AUGGCCACAUCUGGCAGGAUCAGUUUUACAGUGAGGAGCAUUUUGGAUUUACCAGAGCAGGAUGCUAAUAGCGUGAAGCAAGCCUCUGACCAUCACCACUCAGCGGAGAACUACACCGGCUUGCCGUAUCGAGGGUGGAUAGAAACAGACAGAAAUCACUAUCCCUCUUCCGACGAGAGCGGCCCGGAGAUGAGCUUGCCCGACUCCACCCAAAGGUCGCUCCCCGCCCGCGGCUCGGAGGCCGAGGAGAAGAAGAAGAAGCGGCGGGUGCUCUUCUCCAAGGCGCAGACGCUGGAGCUGGAGCGGCGGUUUCGGCAGCAGCGAUACCUUUCGGCGCCGGAGCGGGAGCAGCUGGCGCGGCUGCUCAGCCUCACCCCCACACAGGUGAAGAUCUGGUUCCAGAACCACCGCUACAAGAUGAAGCGGGCGCGGAGCGAGGGCCCCGGCAGCCCCCAGGCGCGCCCGCCCGCCCUGCUGCGCCGGGUGGUGGUGCCGGUGCUGGUGCGGGACGGGGAGCCCUGCCGCGGCUGCACCGCCAGCCCACCGGCGCCCGCAGCGCGCCCCAAGCUGGGCUGCGCCCUGGCGGGGUGCAGCGCCCAGGCCGCCUUGGCCCUGCAGGGCUACCGAGCCUGCCCGCCCGCCGCCGCCCUCGGCGUCUUCCCCCCGUACCAGCACUUAGCGCACCCCGCCGUGGUCUCCUGGGGAUGGUGA
This is a messenger RNA of Prinia subflava (tawny-flanked prinia), 711 nucleotides long. It is a transcript of the gene NKX2-8, whose product is annotated as NK2 homeobox 8. Gene Ontology annotation, biological process: cell differentiation; regulation of transcription by RNA polymerase II. Gene Ontology annotation, cellular component: nucleus. The transcript has 2 exons. The coding region runs from base 1 to 711 and encodes 236 amino acids. NCBI's taxonomy places the organism in Eukaryota, Metazoa, Chordata, Aves, Passeriformes, Cisticolidae. Gene Ontology annotation, molecular function: DNA-binding transcription factor activity, RNA polymerase II-specific; RNA polymerase II cis-regulatory region sequence-specific DNA binding. The record is from RefSeq and is a predicted model, not a curated record.